Dipodomys spectabilis (banner-tailed kangaroo rat) is the source of this 1687-nucleotide messenger RNA. RefSeq names its product NUF2 component of NDC80 kinetochore complex (gene Nuf2). Gene Ontology annotation, cellular component: kinetochore; Ndc80 complex. Gene Ontology annotation, biological process: meiotic chromosome segregation; mitotic spindle organization; kinetochore organization. The coding region runs from base 86 to 1480 and encodes 464 amino acids. The transcript is spliced from 14 exons. The record is from RefSeq and is a predicted model, not a curated record. Gene Ontology annotation, molecular function: protein-containing complex binding. NCBI's taxonomy places the organism in Eukaryota, Metazoa, Chordata, Mammalia, Rodentia, Heteromyidae.
CGUGCUGGGUGGAGUUGGGGCUGCUCGGUGGCCGCGCCUGGGACGCACCCCUCCUUCCCGGAGGCGGCCAGGACUGUGGGAGAAGAUGGAAACUUUGUCUUUCCCCAGAUAUAAUGUAGCUGAGAUUGUGAUUCAUAUUCGCAAUAAGUUGUUAACCGGAGCUGAUGGGAAAAACCUCUCUAAGAAUGACCUUUAUCCAAAUCCAAAGCCUGAAGUCUUGCACAUGAUCUACAUGAGAGCCUUACAAAUUGUUUAUGGAAUACGACUGGAACAUUUUUACAUGAUGCCAGUGAACUCUGAAGUCAUGUAUCCACAUAUAAUGGAAGGUUUUUUACCAGUCAGCAAUUUAUUUAUUCAUCUGGACUCAUUUCUGCCCAUCUGCAGGGUGAAUGACUUUGAGAUUGCUGAUAUUCUAUAUCCAAAAGCAAAACGGACAAGUCGGUUUUUAAGUGGCAUUAUUAACUUCAUUCACUUCAGAGAAGAAUGCCGUGGCACAUAUAUGGAGUUUCUCAAGCAAUAUAAAACCUCUGUGGACAAAAUGCAGCAGUUGAAUAUUGCACACCAGGAGGCACUGAUGAAGCUGGAGAGACUUGAUUCUGUUCCAGUUGAAGAGCAGGAAGAGUUCAAGCAACUUACGGAUGAUAUUCAGGAUCUGCAGCAAUCACUGAACCAAGAGUUUCGUCAAAAAACGACAGUGCUGCAAGAGGGAAAUUCCCAAAAGAAAUCAGAUAUCUCAGAGAAGACUAAGCGCUUGAAUGAACUGAAAUUGUUAGUGGUUUCUUUGAAAGAAGUACAAGACAAUUUAAAAACAAAGAUUGUGGAUUCCCCAGAAAAGAUAAAGAAUUACAGAGAAAAAAUGAAAGAUACAGUCCAGAAGCUGAAACAUUCCAGGCAAGAAGUGAUGGAGAAGUAUGAAAUCUAUAGAGACUCAGUUGACUGCCUGCCUUCAUGUCAGCUGGAGGUGCAGCUGUAUCAAAAGAAAAUACAGGACCUUGCAGAUAAUAGAGAAAAAUUAACCAGUAUCUUAAAAGAGAGCCUGAACUUGGAGGACCAAAUUGAAAGCGAUCAGUCAGAACUAAAGAAAUUAAAGACUGAAGAAAAUUCAUUCAAAAGACUGAUGAUUGUAAAGAAAGAAAAGCUUGCCACAGCACAAUUCAAAAUAAACAAGAAACAUGAAGACAUCACACAGUACAAACGGACAGUAAUUGAGGAUUGCAAUAAAGUUCAAGAAAAAAGAGGUGCUGUCUGUGAGCGAGUAACCACAAUUAAUCAAGAAAUCCAGAAAAUUAAAUUUGCAAUUCAGCAACUAAAAGAUGCCACUGAAAGAGAAAAACUAAAGUCCCAGGAGAUAUUUGUGAGCUUGAAAACGGCUUUGGAGAAAUACCACGAAGGCAUUGAAAAGGCCACGGAGGAGUGUGCCACCCGGAUAGACAAGAAGUCAGCUGAGCUGAAGAGGAGAAUGUUCCGAAUGUCAAGCUGACAACACAGGCUACAUGGCUUCUGCAAAUAGUCUGCCGGCUUUUCAUUUCUAUUGGGGAAGAGAGUAGUUACAUGGAAGCUAAUGAAAGAUUCAGAAAUACCAAUAAUGUUGGCCCAAUCAGUGUUUAUAUACCCUCAUUUUAUAAGGCUUUACAUUUAAUGUGGACUUUUUUAAAUUUAUAAUUAAAGCAACUUUCAUAGUUUUCCA